AUGAUGCGGACCAAAGAACUCUUUCAAGACAUACAAAGGAUAUUCUACCCUGUUCUCGCUGCUGUUGGUAUCCCUGUCAACAUAAUGGUGAUAGUGAUCCUGAAUCAGAGAAAGUGUGGUCUCUCCAGGUGUGUCACUCGCUACAUGGUCGCCAUGGCAGCGGCAGAUCUACUCGUCAUUGUCUUCGACCUCACAUUAAGACACAUUCCAAUUCUCUAUCCGAACCAGUUCCGUUUUGUGUUGCUUCUUCCCGUAUGUAACAUACAUUCUGUGUUCCUUUAUGCAGCCACAGACUUCUCUGUGUGGUUCACCGUCACUUUCACAUUUGAUCGAUUUGUUGCAAUCUGUUCCCAAAAGCUGAAAACUACAUAUUGCACCGAGAGAACGGCGGCUGUGGUUCUCGUAACGUUGACGGCGUUCCUCUGCUUGAAGGACACUACUUGGUACUUCAUACAUAUGAAAACGUACAGUAUGGCAAAUAUCCCCACAUUUUGUGGUGUGGAAAGGAGUGUCAGUGUUUCACAUGUGUGGGGAACAAUCGAGGUUCUUCAUUACGCCCUCAACCCCUGUGUCCCAUUUGUGCUCAUUCUGCUGCUGAACGUAUUAACUGUCAGAAACAUUGUAGUCGUCAGCAGAGCCCGCGAGCGACUCCGUAGUCACGUCGCUGCAGAAAGUUUAAAAGACCCGGAGAUGGAGAGCCGAAGGAAAUCGAUCAUCUUACUGUUCUUUAUCUCCGGAAAUUUCAUCGUUUUAUGGGCGCUCUUCACGAUUACUUUAAUUUCCGAUCGAAUCUGGUGGCUGGAUUAUAAAAUUAAUAAUCCAUCUGUACCUGCACGAGAAAUUGGAUUCAUGCUCCAGCUCCUGAGCUGCUGCACAAACACGGUUAUUUAUGCAGUGACACAGACUAAGUUCAGAGAACUGCUGAAGAACAUGAUAAAAUACCCGUUUUCUCGAAUUGUUGAAAUUAUUCAAUUUAAAGAAAUUCGGAAAGCAUUUUAG
Messenger RNA from Pristis pectinata (smalltooth sawfish), 999 nucleotides. Its product is annotated as probable G-protein coupled receptor 139. The record is from RefSeq and is a predicted model, not a curated record. The transcript is spliced from 2 exons. Gene Ontology annotation, molecular function: G protein-coupled receptor activity. NCBI's taxonomy places the organism in Eukaryota, Metazoa, Chordata, Chondrichthyes, Rhinopristiformes, Pristidae. Bases 1 to 999 code for a protein of 332 amino acids. Gene Ontology annotation, biological process: G protein-coupled receptor signaling pathway. Gene Ontology annotation, cellular component: membrane.